Syngnathoides biaculeatus (alligator pipefish) is the source of this 1429-nucleotide messenger RNA. RefSeq lists its product as uncharacterized. The transcript has 3 exons. Gene Ontology annotation, biological process: cellular response to gamma radiation; intrinsic apoptotic signaling pathway in response to DNA damage by p53 class mediator. NCBI's taxonomy places the organism in Eukaryota, Metazoa, Chordata, Actinopteri, Syngnathiformes, Syngnathidae. The record is from RefSeq and is a predicted model, not a curated record. Bases 642 to 1334 code for a protein of 230 amino acids.
UAACAAGGACUGCAAUUCCCGAAAUGCACCGCGUGCAAGAAUCCCCAUUGCCCGUCUUCAGAGAUCCACACGUAGUCUUAUUUCUGUGGUUACGCUUCAGUCGUUGAACGAGGUGCGAAUUGGAAUACUUUGCUUGAUCCUUACCCAAGCUUUUCCGAAUUUAGGAUAAGUGUGGGUUCUCCAGGCUUCCAGACGUGACUUUGUGCAUGGUUCCGAGCUCCAGUAAGAAGAUUUUGAAGACUCGUGGUCAGCUCAAAGCCACGUACAGGAUUUUUUCGCUCCUUCGAUUUCGUCAGGACUUUUGGAACGUUGCUGCACAUAAAAUCUUUUUAUUUUUAGUAUUAUUACAAUACAUCAGAAAGUCUUUGAACUGUCCGAUAUAACAGGCGCUUAGAGGUUGCAAGAAACAUUAGACAUUGCCAAAAGUUUAUUAUUAAAUUCGCGAUCCCUUUCAACACAUUAACACGCUUUAUUUAAGGAUAUACACCCUAUAAACGUGUAUUUAUUGCUUUAGAUUAUUUUUCAACUUGGUCUGCUUCAGUCCGUUUUAAACCUAGGAGUCGCGUAUUCUCGACCGUCUGUAUCCCAUUUAAAAUCGUACUGUAUAAUUAUUCAUUUUACUGCUCCCCAAUCCACCAACGAUGUCUUUUGGUGCGCGGGCAUUGGUCCACUUUUUGCGGCCGUCUUGUGUGCUGCUGCUCUCGGCUUUAUCGGUGCUCCAUGCCGGAGCCGACCAGGCCAAGCAGAAGGCGUCGGCGGCCGGGAAGGAAAGCCAGUCGACGGCCACACUCCGCGGCAUGUUCAGCGGAAAGAGCCGGGAGCUCCACGGCUUCGUGGAGUCACUCAUGGGAAUUGGCGCCAUCCGAACAGCUGCAGAGUUUCUGGGAACGGUGAUCCGCUUCCUGGCCGAAGGAGCUGCCAGUGGCCUCAACGUCAUCGCCGUGUACGUCACAGAGAUCCUCAGGGUCACAGGAUUUGAUGCCCUCACACUACCCCGCUUCACCCCAGAGGGCGUGACCACAGUGGCCCAGUGGGCUGUCGUGGCCGUCGUCGGCUACUGGGUUCUGACCAUCCUCCUGCGCUUCUUGAUCGACACACUUCGCCACGUCUUCUGGUUGGUGAAAAUGGCAGUGGUGCUGUGGAUCUUCGCCAUGAUCGUGAGCGACGGCAGCGCCAGCGCCGACACCACGGCGGUGCGCCUGGGCGGCCUGGUGCUGGGGUACAUCGUGUUGACCCUGCUCACCACCGGGUCGAACAAGACCGGCGCACUCGAGCAUCGUCUGAAGAGCCUGGAGGGCCGAGUGAAGGCAGUGGAAAAGAGGAAAGGGCACUAGUGAGGAAACAUUGGACAAAAGGUGACAGUGAGGAGCCAUCACUUUUCGUUUCUAUGUUCAAGCAAUGGUGGGCAAUAAAGUGGAUUUUUAAUCAG